Molecule: messenger RNA, 690 nt
Organism: Striga hermonthica
Lineage: Eukaryota; Viridiplantae; Streptophyta; Magnoliopsida; Lamiales; Orobanchaceae
Source: the annotation of a GenBank genome assembly
AUGUUGACAGGCGUUGAUUCGAGCUCCGUUUUCGUUUCAGCUAUGGCGGCACCUGUUGAGACACCAAACUCUUCUGUUGUCCAGAAAACAUCGCGUUUGCCUCUCAAUGAAAGGAUACUCUCAUCCAUGACCUCGAAAAGUGUUGCUGCUCACCCUUGGCACGACGUUGAGAUAGGACCUGGAGCUCCAGUAACCUUCAACUGUGUGGUUGAAAUAAGUAAAGGAAGUAAGGUGAAAUAUGAGCUUGACAAGAAAAGUGGUCUGAUCAAGGUUGAUCGUGUUCUUUACUCAUCUGUUGUGUACCCCCACAAUUAUGGCUUCAUCCCUCGUACUCUAUGCGAAGACAGUGACCCAAUGGAUGUAUUGGUCAUUAUGCAGGAACCAGUUCUUCCAGGCUGCUUUCUCAGGGCUAGAGCAAUAGGCCUCAUGCCCAUGAUUGAUCAGGGAGAGAAAGAUGACAAGAUAAUCGCUGUUUGUGCUGAUGAUCCCGAGUACCGUGACUAUGCAGACAUCAAAGAGCUCCCACCUCACCGCUUGGCUGAAAUCCGCCGUUUUUUCGAAGAUUACAAGAAAAAUGAGAACAAAGAUGUUGCGGUUGAUGAAUUUCUUCCAGCCACAAAGGCUUAUGAAGCAAUCCAGGGCUCAAUGGACCUGUAUGCAGACUAUAUUGUGGAGAGCCUGAGGCGUUAG